AUGGCGUUGAAUGAAAAUUUUCAAGUUAACGACGAUGGUGAGAAAGCUAACUCAACUAGUUAUAGAAAGUUGAUUGGUUCCUUAAUCUAUCUCAACACAAGACCGGAUAUCACAUAUUCGCCGCAAAAAGAAUCCUUAGAUAUCUUCAAGGAUCAAAAACUCAAGACAUUGAAUUCAAAAAAGAAAGUGAAUAAAUAUGUGGCAUUAUCAUCAGCCAAAGUAGAGUAUAUAGCAUGUACUGAUGCAGCUUGUAAAGCUAUUUGGCUUCAAAGAAUUUUAAAGGACAUGAAGUUUGAGCAAUGUGAGCCGACAAUUAUUCAUUGUGACAAUAUGUCAGCUAUUGCAAUGACAAAGAAUCUCGUUUUUCAUGUGGUCCAAACAUAUUGA
Molecule: messenger RNA, 387 nt
Organism: Impatiens glandulifera
Lineage: Eukaryota; Viridiplantae; Streptophyta; Magnoliopsida; Ericales; Balsaminaceae
Exons: 3
Coding region: 1-387 (128 amino acids)
Source: RefSeq, a predicted model, not a curated record